CUAGCCGCUCGCCGCCGCCGCCACCGCCGCCGCCACCGCCACCACCUCGGAGCCCCGCACCUGGCCGCCGCCUCGGAGCUCAGCUCGGCCUGCGCCCGCGCGCACCGCCGCAGUCAUGGGGCUGCAGCCCCUGGAGUUCAGCGACUGCUACCUCGACAGCCCGUGGUUCCGGGAGAGGAUCCGCGCGCACGAAGCGGAGCUCGAGAGGACCAACAAGUUUAUCAAAGAGCUCAUCAAAGACGGCAAGAACCUCAUCUCUGCCACCAAAAGUCUGUCAGCUGCCCAGCGGAAGUUUGCACACUCUCUCAGAGACUUCAAGUUUGAGUUUAUCGGAGAUGCUGAGACUGAUGAUGAGCGGUGCAUAGAUGCCUCCUUACGGGAAUUUUCUAACUUUCUGAAGAAUCUGGAAGAACAGAGAGAAAUCAUGGCAUUAAGUGUGACUGAAACCCUGAUUAAACCCUUGGAGAAAUUCAGAAAAGAGCAACUUGGAGCUGUAAAGGAAGAAAAAAAGAAGUUUGACAAAGAGACGGAAAAGAACUACAGUCUGAUCGAUAAGCACUUGGCUCUGUCUGCCAGGAAGAAGGACUCACACUUGCAGGAGGCCGAUCUCCAAGUGGAGCAGAACCGGCAGCACUUCUAUGAGCUCUCGCUUGAAUAUGUGUGCAAGCUCCAGGAAAUCCAAGAAAGAAAGAAGUUUGAGUUUGUGGAACCUAUGCUGUCCUUCUUUCAGGGAAUGUUCACUUUCUAUCAUCAAGGUCACGAGCUUUCCAAAGACUUCAAUCACUACAAGAUGGAACUACAGAUCAACAUUCAGAAUACACGGAAUCGAUUUGAGGGAACCCGGUCAGAGGUGGAGGAACUUAUGAAUAAAAUCAGACAAAAUCCCAAGGACCAGAAGCGAGCCAGCCAGUUCACAGCAGAAGGCUACCUGUACGUCCAGGAAAAAAGGCCUGCUCCAUUUGGGUCCAGCUGGGUCAAACACUACUGCAUGUACCGGAAAACAGCCAAGAAAUUCAACAUGAUUCCAUUUGAGCACAGAUCUGGGGGGAAACUGGGGGAUGGAGAGGCGUUCUUUUUGAAGGAAUGCACCAAAAGGCAUAUUGACUCCAUUGACAGGAGGUUUUGCUUUGACAUCGAAGCCGCUGACAGGCCUGGCGUCCCCUUGACCGUGCAGGCGUUUUCAGAAGAGGAGAGGAAGCAGUGGUUGGAAGCUCUGGGUGGAAAAGAAGCUUUGUUCCACACUUUUAAUAGAGCCGUCGUCCCGAGACCAGAAGGAGGUGCACAGUUGGAUAAGAUGGGGUUCACAAUUCUCAGAAAAUGCAUCAGCGCUGUUGAAACACGAGGUAUAAAUGACCAAGGACUGUACAGAGUUGUGGGGGUGAGUUCAAAGGUCCAGAGACUUCUGAGUAUGUUGAUGGAUGUAAAAAUGUGCAAUGAGCUGGACCUGGAAAAUUCCACAGACUGGGAGGUGAAGACAGUAACAAGUGCCUUGAAGCAGUAUCUGAGGAGUCUUCCAGAACCUCUCAUGACCUAUGAGUUACAUAGAGACUUCAUUGUUCCAGCCAAAAGCGGCAGCCCGGAGUCCCGUGUUAAUGCCAUCCACUUCUUGGUACACAAACUGCCAGAGAAGAAUAAGGAGAUGUUGGAUAUCUUGGUGAAGCAUCUAACCAAUGUGUCAAGUCACUCGAAGCAGAAUCUCAUGACGGUGGCGAAUUUAGGUGUGGUGUUUGGACCAACUCUGAUGAGACCACAGGAAGAGACUGUUGCCGCCAUCAUGGAUUUGAAGUUUCAGAAUAUCGUCGUAGAAAUCUUAAUUGAAAAUCAUGAAAAGAUUUUUCGGACCUCACCUGAUACCACAUUGGCUGAGCCCAUGUGCCUGUCAGCGUCACCCCCAAAUGCUCCACCACGACAGUCCAAGAGACAAGGGCAGAGGACGAAGAGACCAGUGGCUGUGUACAAUCUUUGUCUGGAGCUGGAGGAGGGUGAAAGUCCCAGCCCUCUCAAGGAGGAUCCCCCCAGCAGCAGUCAGGACUCGCUGUCCACUCCGUCUCCCACAACUUCAGCUGCCCAUGGGCCUCUUGGACCAGACAGAAACCACCUCGUAGCAGAUGGAGGGAAUUGUGGAGACACCACUGCCAUGACGCCAAGCCAGACCCGGCCAUCCAUGGUGCAGUGGCUAAAUAUGCAAUCUCCAACCACACCAAGCUCCAACCCAGCUGGGACACCUCCCUCGCCCAGGAUGUCACCGUUCCCCCUCUCUCCUGCUGCCUCCAUUGUAGACAAGCUUCCUGAGUGCGUUAUCAAUCGCAAGGCUCGUGCAGUGUACCCGUGUGAGGCCGAACACAGCUCGGAAUUGUCAUUUGAAAUAGGAGCCAUUUUUGAGGAUGUUCAGACCUCAAGGGAACCCGGCUGGCUGGAAGGGACCCUGAACGGCAAGCGAGGGCUGAUUCCACAGAAUUACGUCAAGCUGCUAUAGCUCCUGGCCGUGGGGGCUCCUGCUGAUCCUGGCACCCCCAAGCACCAGCCUGGAAAUAGCACCCAAACGCCACGGUCACGCUUAGGAUCUGCGGUUCACCAUGGGCACUCCAGGGCUGGGGAGGGCACAGAACUUGCCACCUAGGACUGUACAGAUGCGGGCAUGAGCAGAGCAUGGCCGGUAUUCAUUGGUGGAGCAGAUUCUCGUCUGACAGGCACUGGGAAUUGUGAUUUUUAAUUCUCCAGCCCUAAGAACAGAGAGAGGGCAGUCCUUACCAGCAACCUCACUGUCCACACACCCACUGUCGGGUUGGGGGGAGGCGCUGUGCUACUCUCGAAUGUCCAGAGCACAUGUGACCUUGUGGGAGCAAGGGAGUCCCAACCUGGAGGGAAGCAGAGAGAAGCUUCUUCAAGCCUGUGCCUUCCUUCCUGCCUGUCUCUCCUGGCCCCAGGGCCUGCUCACUGGCAGCUGCACUAAACUCCUCUGUGUGCUUCAACAGCCUUUUCCUGGUGCUCACCUGAGUGCUGUUCGCCCUGUGUCACCUUGUGACCACAAGGCCCCUCUGUAAAUGAAAUAAAAUGUAAUUUACUA
Molecule: messenger RNA, 3067 nt
Organism: Arvicanthis niloticus (Nile rat)
Lineage: Eukaryota; Metazoa; Chordata; Mammalia; Rodentia; Muridae
Gene: Arhgap10
Product: Rho GTPase activating protein 10
Biological process (GO): cytoskeleton organization; signal transduction; negative regulation of apoptotic process
Cellular component (GO): cytoplasm; cytosol
Molecular function (GO): protein binding; GTPase activator activity
Source: RefSeq, a predicted model, not a curated record